Chrysemys picta bellii (western painted turtle) is the source of this 2690-nucleotide messenger RNA. The record is from RefSeq and is a predicted model, not a curated record. Lineage: Eukaryota; Metazoa; Chordata; Testudines; Emydidae.
GCCCUUCUGUGCAUCCACAAGAGCAGUAUGGGCAGUAGUUGCAGAGGAACUCUGCAAAGUGGUGGGAACCAGCAUCUGUUGUUGGUUUGACGUGGGGCAUCAUUAAUUCAGUCGUUUGGGGUAACAGUGGUGGCCAGAAUUAAUUGGUUAAAUGGAUUUAUUGGAGGGAGACAAUCUGUCAGAGUUGGGUUUUUUUGGUGGGGAGUCAAGAUGUGACAAUAUAAUUAAAUUGGUGUGACUUUGGGGGGAGGUGUAGUUUUGAAGGGUAUGGGAGCAGAGGUUUCUCCCAGGUUAAGAGGCUUUAAUCCUCAUAUGAGGUGUUGGAAACUUUUCAAUCUUUGAAUGUGUUGGACUUCUUAAGAAUAACUUCAGUGUAAUUGAGCUUUUCAAAUAUGAUGAAAGACUUUAAGUAGUUUUUCUUUAAAUCAAACUCUGACAUAACUCUGACAUGUGAUCUACUGAUGUAAAGGGCUAUUGAAGAGCCAGGUGAUAUUAUAACAACAGUGGGAAAGACUGGCAACUCUACUUCCAUCAUGAUAUAAUACAAAAAGUAUGCUACCCAUCCAAGCUGUGGCUACUAUCUCAGUAUGAUGGAACAUGAGGUGAUGACAGUGCUGUGCCUCUGCCCAUAAAGAAGCCAGAAAGGAAUUGAUGCCUGCUUCUGCUCUGCUGAGGAAAUUCUCAAAAUGCGCACACAUGUCAGAAGCUAAUUAACAGAUUUACUGCUGAAAAUUGAUGAUACAGUAAGAGCUUUUGGGGAAGGAAACUGAGAUUUGUCUCAAAGAUCUGUUGCAGAACAAUUGAAAAGAGAAAAAGCAGAAUGGACAACUUCUGAAGAUUUUUAUUAGAGAACAAAAAUCACCUGGAAACAUAAGGUGGACUUAGAGGAGUAAGAAAAUUUUAAAAAGCAUCCAGAAAUUGGUAAUUCCCUGGUUUGGCUCAAGGUCUUGGGGUAAUGGAUACCAUUGAGACUGCAAAGCUUGAAGAGCACAUGGAAGGUCAAAACAAUGACACCUCAAAUGGUUAUGUUCGACCUACCCUAUCUGUCAGUGAAGAGAGCAAAAAUGGCAAUACCAAACCUAAGGGUUUACCUAAUGGUUUGCGAAAAGGCACAAAGAAAUAUCCGGACUAUAUUCAGAUUUCUAUGCCUGCUGAAUCUAAGAACAAAUUUCCUUUGGAAUGGUGGAAAACAGGCAUUGCCUUUGUGUAUGCUCUCUUCAAUUUAAUUCUAACGACUGUCAUGAUCACUGUGGUUCAUGAGAGGGUACCUCCCAAGGAGCUCAGUCCUCCAUUGCCAGAUAAAUUUUUUGAUUAUAUUGAUCGUGUGAAAUGGGCUUUUUCUGUAUCAGAAAUAAAUGGAAUGAUACUAGUUGGAUUAUGGAUAAUCCAGUGGCUAUUUCUCAGAUACAAAUCAAUAGUGGGACGCAGGUUCUUUUUUAUAAUUGGAACUUUGUACCUGUACCGCUGUAUUACCAUGUAUGUUACCACCCUACCUGUGCCUGGAAUGCAUUUUCAGUGUGCUCCAAAGUUGAAUGGAGAUUCACAGGCUAAGGUGCAGAGGAUCCUACGAUUGAUUUCUGGUGGUGGUCUGUCCAUAACUGGAUCACACAUCUUAUGUGGAGACUUCCUGUUCAGCGGUCACACAGUAGUGCUAACACUCAGCUACCUGUUUAUCAAGGAAUACUCACCUCGCCACUUUUGGUGGUAUCAUUUGAUCUGCUGGUUGAUGAGUGCCGCUGGUAUAAUCUGCAUUCUUGUUGCCCAUGAACACUACACUGUGGAUGUUAUCGUUGCUUAUUAUAUCACCACAAGGCUCUUCUGGUGGUACCACUCAAUGGCUAAUGAAAAGAACUUGAAGAUCUCUUCACAGACUAAUUUUCUUUCUCGAGCAUGGUGGUAUCCGAUAUUUUAUUUCUUUGAGAAGAAUAUACAAGGCUCAGUUCCUUGCUGCUUCUCAUGGCCAAUAUCUUGGCCUCCCAGCUGCUUCAAAUCUUCAUGCAAAAAAUAUUCGCGGGUUCAGAAGACAGGAGAGGACAAUGAAAAAUCCACCUGAAAGAAAGAUGAAGAAAGGAAAGAAAUCAUUUGCUCUUUAUUUUACCAAAACAGUAAUGCUAUAACCAAAGUUCUUAAAAGGACUAGAUUGUAAGGGAAUAGGUGGACCAAAUUCUUGUGCAAUUGUACAAGACAAUUGUAGGCAAAAUAUAACACCCCUUGAUGUGUUUUCUAUUCAUAACAUUGUACAAGGCUAUUCUACUCUUCAGUACUAGGAGUGCACCACAGAUAGGAUUUUUUCCUGAGAAAGAAAAGAAGCAGGAGUUUGGUUUACUUAUGAGAUUGAGAUGCCAAAGAACACACCACACCUUUCGUUAUUAAUUAUCACUCAUCCACAAAAAUCGCAUCUGUAGAGUUCUGGAGUUUGAGGGCAAAAGCUUACUAAAAUUUGAAGUUACAAUAUCUGUCUACAAUGGUGGGAAGUGGUUUACUCUAUUCUUCUUGCUAAUGAAGGUAAGACUUAUGAUAUAUGACUGGUGAAGCCGGAAGUGAGCCUUGACAUUUUAUGUUCUAUGGGAAUGAAUGUACUAUGACCCUGAAGUACUCCCACCUCCCAGGUACUCUGAUAUACCAGUUUUUACAUUUUGUAUUGGUAAUUUUUAUAUUUAAAAAAAACUUAAAAAAAAAGAAACAACCUA